Aspergillus affinis is the source of this 963-nucleotide messenger RNA. Its product is annotated as HpcH/HpaI aldolase/citrate lyase family protein. The transcript has 3 exons. NCBI's taxonomy places the organism in Eukaryota, Fungi, Ascomycota, Eurotiomycetes, Eurotiales, Aspergillaceae. The record is from RefSeq and is a predicted model, not a curated record. Gene Ontology annotation, molecular function: catalytic activity; magnesium ion binding. The coding region runs from base 1 to 963 and encodes 320 amino acids. Gene Ontology annotation, biological process: oxaloacetate metabolic process.
AUGGCAGCACGAAACACUCUCCGUCGCUCCCUGCUCUACAUUCCCGGCUCCUCGCAGCGCUUCAUCGACAAAUCCCGCAGUCUGACCGCCGACUGCGUGGCCUACGACCUCGAAGACAGCGUCACUCCGCACAAGAAAGCGGAAGCCCGGUCGCUGGUGCGGAGAGCCCUCGAGCUGCCUUCGACGCAGGGGAUCCGCGAGCGCGCCGUCCGCAUCAACUCGGUCGAUAGCGGGUUGGCGUUGGCGGAUCUGACGGAGGUGCUCCAAUCCCCCAACCUCAACACAAUCGUGAUCCCCAAAGUCAACUCCCCCUCAGACCUAACCUUCGUAGCGGACGUCAUCACCCACACCCUCGCCCAACAACAACAAACAACCAACACCCCCCGACCCCCAAUCUCGCUCCUCGCACUCAUCGAAUCCGCAAAAUCCCUCACAAACCUCACCCAAAUCACAUCCGCCUCACCCCUCCUGCAAGGCCUAAUCUUCGCCGCCGAAGACUUCGCCCUGGACCUCAGUCUCACGCGCACGCCGCCCCUCACGGAGUUCCUGUUCGCGCGAUCCAGCAUCGCGACGGCCGCAAGGGCAGCGAACCUCCCCUCGACGAUUGAUCUGGUUUGCACGGCGUAUAAAGCGCAAGGGGACGAUGCGGCUAGGAUCUUAGAGGAGGAGUGCAGGGGCGGGAAGCAGCUGGGGUUCAAUGGGAAGCAGUGCAUUCAUCCGUCGCAGGUGGCGACGGCGGAGAGGGUGUUUGGGCCCGAGGUGGGGGAGGUGACGUGGGCUGUGAGGGUUGUGAUUGCGGAUGAGAAGGCGGCGAGGAGUGGGAGGGGGGCGUGGACGUUGGAUGGGAAGAUGAUUGAUGUGCCGGUGGCGGAGAAGGCGAGGGCGAUUGUGAGGAAGGCGGAGGAGUGUGGGUUUGAGGUUGGGAAGUUGAGGGAGGAGUGGAAGGGGCAGGAGCCGGAGUAG